GGAUCUGUCCGAUCGUACUUACGACGGCGAAGAUGAAGGUGACCGGCUAGUCCGUGGACUGGGACAGCUAGUUGACGGCCAGAAGGGAGCCGACAACUUUAGAAUUGAUAUACACGGCUUCGGCAAAGGAUACGACUGGGUCGGCUGGCGUAAUGACUCACUCGGCUGGGCCGGCAAACCGGUCGAGAUGGUGUUCGAAUUCGACUCGGUCCGUAACUUCAGCUCCAUGGUGCUGCACACCAACAACAUGUUCAGCAAGGACGUACAGGUGUUUGUUCAUGCCAAGGUGUUCUUCAGCAUAGGCGGCCACCAUUUCACCGGCGAGCCGGUACAGUUCUCCUACAUGCCCGACACGGUCAUGGAGAACGCCCGGGACGUCACCAUCAAGUUACAUCAUCGCGUCGGGCGCUAUGUGCAAAUUCAUCUCUACUUCGCCCUGCGAUGGAUCAUGCUGAGCGAAAUAUCGUUCAACUCCGCACCCGUAACGGGCAACUUUUCCGACGAGGAAGUCAACGGAAAUUCGAUACCGCAGGAAAACUCCGUCGAGUAUCCGCUGCAACGGGACGAGUCCGGCAUCAAUAUCGUCAACAAAGGCGAACGGAAUCAUGUUCCGCAAAUCAUCUCGCCGAAGCCGAUCGACCAAGAACCGGAGCCACACUUCAUCGGUGUCAUCAUAGCGGUCCUGACCACCAUCAUUUUGCUGCUGAUCGUCAUCAUCAUGUUCAUCGUGGCGAAGAACAAGCGCACCCGGACGGCGGCGGUGCUCGACGCGUUGCAGCAAAAUUUACAUACCGAUAGUUUAGGCAUCGAUAAACGGUUGAAUAGCAAUUUUAAGGUAUCGAUAGACGACAAUGAAUCGAUUGAUAAGAGCAGCCUGUACCACGAGCCGUUCAAUGUAAAUAUGUACACCAGCGCCGCCAGCGGUUGUUCCAUGAACGACAUGCAACGUCACCAUAUCACUCCGGAUUAUACGGAUGUUCCUGACAUCGUGUGCCAGGAGUACGCCGUGCCGCACAUGCAGGACCUGAUACCGAAGAUUCCCGGUGGCUACGUUAGCGUUCGGCUGACGCCCCCGACGCUGAACAACAUCUUCCCGAAGCCACCGCCGGUUCCGCCACCGCCAGAGAAGUACUACGCAGCGACGGCCAUCUGCAAACCAUCUACCACACCGACCACUCCGUCAAACCAGCAGCUGCAGCAGCAACAGCAGCAGCUAAACGCCUACAGUGACCUGGACCUCGGUGUGUCCGACGACGAUCUGCAGCUGAGCGAGUAUCCGCGCGACAAGCUGGUGAUAGUGGAGAAGCUGGGCUGUGGCGUGUUCGGCGAGCUGCACCUCUGCGAGACGAAGGGCUACAGUGCCAGCCUGGUUGCAGUGUCCACGCUGAGGCCGGGCGCCUCGGACCAUAUGAAGAAGGAGUUUCGCUCGAAGGCGAAACAGCUCAGCCGGCUGAGCGACCCGAACAUUGUGAAGCUGCUCGGUGCCUGCCUGAAGGACGAACCAAUCUGCAUCGUGCUCGACUACAAGUACAGCACGGACCUGAACCAAUUCCUGCAGGAGCACACGGCCGAAACCGGCUCGCUGGUGCAGCAUAACUCGUUGAGCUACGGAUGCUUAAUAUACAUUGCUACACAAAUAGCGUCGGGAAUGAAGUACCUAGAGCAGAUGAACGUAGUGCAUCGCGAUGUGGCGACAAGGAGCUGUUUAGUAGGACCGCAGCUGGAGAUAAAAAUCUGUACACUAGGAACUGUGAUAAAUCGCAUAGCAUAUCCUGCUGACUACUGCCACCUGGAAGGUGCCGGAAGACAAUCACAACCAAUGCCAAUUCGGUGGAUGGCCUGGGAAAGCGUCCUGAUGGGUAAAUUCACGUCCAAGUCCGACGUCUGGUCGUUCGCCGUCACGCUGUGGGAAAUUCUGACCUUUGCCCGGGAGCAACCGUUCGAGAAUCUGAGCGACGACAAGGUGAUCGAGAACAUCGGUCACAUGUACCAGGACAACAAGAAACACAUUCUACUUCCAAUACCGGUCGGGUGCCCGAGAGAGAUCUACGAUCUGAUGUGCGAAUGCUGGCAGCGGAACGAAAACAGUCGACCGAACUUCCGCGAAAUCCAUCUCUUUCUGCAGCGGAAAAAUCUUGGUGAGUAUUUUCACCACAUUUAAGAAAUCGAAAUCGAAACGAAUUUAGUAAACUAAAGCAAACCAAUGUUGCCAUUGCCUCUCAAUAUGCAGCACAACCGCACACCAUUGUGAACGAUCCUGUCCGGGUGCUGACGGCCAAGCGAACGAAAACACUGACCCGAAACUAGGCACGUGAAUCCAUUUUUUAUUCAAAUUAAAAAUAACAAACGAAGCGAAUCGAUGCUGCAGUCUAUAGGCUCACUAACACGCCCCACACACGACAUCGAACUGAAGCAUGGCGCCAGGAGACAUGAAAGCGGCAAGAAAAAUGUGAUUUUUAUGUGUGACCCGGUGUAGUGUAGGCAAUCGGAGGCGAAUCAAUCAUGCUCACCCGCGCCCAACAUCCAAACAUCCAAAACUUCAACCAGACAGUUCCGCCAGGCAGUGUGAGUAUCGUGGCCAUCCUGUGACGCAAUAGAACUUAAUCGAGUACGGUACAUUGUCAAACUCUAGUGAUAAUCAUCUUAGCUUGUAAGUGCAAAGCGAGUGUUUCUUUCGACACCGCGACACCAUAUCGAGCGAGGAAAAGCGGAGAGGCCCCGUGGCCCAAUCCGGUCCCAUUGAUGUUCCCCUAGUUGGGUCAAUGUUUCUUCACUGUGAGUAUCUGUGUUAGGUGAAUCACAAGCACUCGAGACUGUCAUCAAGUAAUGUCUAAACGGCUAAAAAAGCAUAAAGUGAACGGUUUGCGAAUUAUCGAUCCCACCAAAACGAAGCACGACGGAAACGCACGGGGUCCUUCCUUCCUGGGAUGUUACCAAACCGGCACGAAGUAUAAGGACUUUUAUGCGGUGAUAAUUCACAGUAUGAGCAAACAUUUAUGAACUGCGUUCAGAUCACGUUGUGUGAAGCGGACACUGAAACUAACCGACUGAGGGUUGAGCCAUGUUUUGACUACUGAAACUAUGCAAAAUGCGCAGCCGAAGCGCUCGAUCGAUUUCCGCAUACC
This is a messenger RNA of Anopheles cruzii, 3125 nucleotides long. RefSeq names its product discoidin domain-containing receptor 2 (gene Ddr). The coding region runs from base 188 to 2161 and encodes 657 amino acids. The transcript is spliced from 13 exons. NCBI's taxonomy places the organism in Eukaryota, Metazoa, Arthropoda, Insecta, Diptera, Culicidae. Gene Ontology annotation, molecular function: protein tyrosine kinase collagen receptor activity; collagen binding; ATP binding. Gene Ontology annotation, biological process: multicellular organism development; cell surface receptor protein tyrosine kinase signaling pathway; positive regulation of kinase activity. The record is from RefSeq and is a predicted model, not a curated record. Gene Ontology annotation, cellular component: signaling receptor complex.